Tachysurus fulvidraco (yellow catfish) is the source of this 2367-nucleotide messenger RNA. It is a transcript of the gene rogdi, whose product is annotated as rogdi atypical leucine zipper. Gene Ontology annotation, cellular component: RAVE complex. The coding region runs from base 91 to 993 and encodes 300 amino acids. The record is from RefSeq and is a predicted model, not a curated record. The transcript has 11 exons. Lineage: Eukaryota; Metazoa; Chordata; Actinopteri; Siluriformes; Bagridae.
GUGAAGGCAGAAGUGGGCGUGGUUACGUGGGCUCCUAAACAAAACCGUCUGUCAUUGAAGUGUAUUUUUUCUGUGCGUUUUUCAGGUUAAAUGGUUGUUCUCGGUGUGGAUCAGUCUGUUCUACCUGAACUCUCCAAAAUGUCCGCUGCCAGUCAAGCUGAGAGAGCUGUCCUGGAGGAAGAGUUUAACUGGCUCCUUAAGGAAGAGGUUCAUGCCGUGUUGAAACAGCUGCAGGACAUUUUGAAGGAAGCUUCAAGACGUUUUUCAGUGCCCACACCAGGGAUGGAGGGUCAGCUCAAACAAGAGAACUUCAUCCUUGGGAGCUCCACCAUGGACCAGGUGAAAGGAGUUCUCACUCUGCAGGGAGAUGCUCUGACUCAGGCUGAUAUCAAUAUUAAGGUGGCUAAAAGCACUCAAGUCAUGCAUUUCACAUUCCGGGAGGAUAAACAAUGGAAAUUACAACAGAUCCAGGAUGCGAGGAACCACGUGAACCAGGCGCUUCAGCUGCUCAGCAGCCGCGAUGAGAGCUAUCACUUCAAAACCGGUGCGGAGGUCAAUAAGCUGAUGGACGCAGUGAUGAUGCAGUUAACCCGAGCACGUAAUCGUCUUACCACGCCAGCUUCCAUGACUCUGCCUGAACUCGCCUCCACUGGAUUAAUGAGGAUGUUCACUCCUCCUAUGCCUGGCGACGUGAUGGUGAAUUUAUACAUAAAUCUCAGCAAACUCUGUCUGACCGUCUAUCAGCUGCACGUGCUUCAGCCCAACACUACCAAGAACUUCAAACCAGCAGGAAGUUCAGUUCUGCAUAAUCCCGGAGCCAUGUUUGAAGUGAACAACACUAAGUUUGAGGUGAGCCACGUGCACAAAGUGGAGUGUGUGGUGCCGUGGUUGAACGACACGCUGGUGUUUUUCACCAUCUCACUGCAGCUCUGCCAGCAACUCAAAGAUAAGAUUUCUGUGUUCUCCAGUUUCUGGAACUACAGGCCAUUUUAAGCUGACCAAAGUUUGAAAUUUGUACUUUAAGUGCAGAAUUGAGUACAUAAACAUAGAAAUUAACUACACAACAGAAAACACACCAUAUAAUGAAUCCAUGUAGUAUUUCAUUUAGGACCAACUGUUAAUUUAUUUGUGCACAUCAUAAGUGAAGAGAAGAAAUACACGUCCAGUCCAUGUCAUGUCAUGUAAGUGAAAGAUAAAGGUAAGAAAAUUAACUUAAAUUUUUUUGUUGUUAAGUAAACGUCAGAUUUUUCCGUUAUAUAAGAAAAACUGUGAAAUAUUGUAAAUAUCUAAGAGCUAUGAUCAAAAUCUGGUUUUUUUUCCGAUGACACUAUUUAGCGGCGCUAUUUAUGGUCCAGGAUGCAUUUCAUUUCAUUGCAGACACUAUUUUUGUGUGUUCAUUUAAUAAUUUAAUCAAAACUGUAUAUAAUUUCCCCACUGAUGCGAAUGUCAAAUCCGCCGAGAUGCAUUUGGUGUCUUUAGUUUGCUUCUUUACUUCUGCAACGGUGUUGUUUGAGGAAAGUGAAGGAUAUUUGUUGGUUAUUUGAUAUAUUGGUUAGGUUACUGUGCUGAAUUGGAGGCUGUAUUUAUUGCCCAGAUGUAGUAUUGAUGCUCCAAAGCAAAACUAAAGAAUCGUACAUUGACGAUUGGCGAUAUUUUGAGUAAAAGGAGACAUUGAAUACCUUUUAACUUUGUGCUGAUUAUAAUAUAUUUGCAUUAUUAUAGAUUAUAUGGCCAAAGGUAUGUGAACAACUGACCCUCACACUCGUAUGUGGUUCUGCCCCAAACUGUUGGAAGCACACAAUUAUAUAAAAUGGCUUUGUAUGUUGUAACAUUAUAGUUUCAUUUCAGUGGAACUUAGAGGCCCAUGAAGUUCCAUGAACACAUGGUUUACCCAGUUUGUAGUUGAUUUGUCCUCUUACAAGGUCUUGAACCCCACUGAACACCAGUGAGGUGAACUGGAAUAUCAGCUGUCCCAGAGGAGUAGAGGUUGUUAUUAUAAUGCAAACAGACUAAAUCCGGAAUGGGAAGUUCAACAAGCGCGUAUCUGGUGAUUUUGGUCAGAAGUCUUCCUCCUUUUUGGCCAUAUUCUCUUCACUGCACACUACAUAACCAGUAAUGAAAUAAUUAUUGAUUGCACUUAUACAUUCCAUGUAUUCCAUGUUGUUUAUCUUCCUCAUCUGAUAAAAAGCUAGACAUUCUGUGUUAAAUUAUUCUUACAUUUUAUUUAUACAAAUAAACGACCUUGGUGUGUUCUGUGUUUUGACUGUUCCGACACAGAACAGUGAUUUAGUGUAAUAAGAUGUUUUUGCUUUAUCUGUUGUUUCAUGUUGACUCUAAUAAAUGUGCAAUAAACGUGUUGAAAUCUGC